AUGGCCAGCGCGCCGGAUGUGACGCUGCCCGGCGUCUGCGUCGCUGCGGUGUGUGGUCUGCCCAGUUUACCUGAGCGCCAACCGCGAUUCCAAAUCAGUAAUACAGAUCACAUCAUCGACGUGAACAAGGGCAACAACUUGUUCGAGUACGAUCAAGUGACCAUCAUCUGCCCGGUCUACAAUGAGUGGACCAAAGAGGAAGACACCGAGAAAUACAUCAUCUACAACGUCUCCAAGGAGGAGUACGACACGUGUCGCAUCACGGAUCCCAACCCGCGCAUCAUCGCCGUCUGCGACAAGCCGUACAAGUUGAUGUUCUUCACCAUCACGUUCCGGUCGUUCACGCCGCAGCCGGGCGGCCUGGAGUUCCGGCCCGGCCAGGACUACUUCUUCAUCUCGACCUCUGCACGCGGGGACAUGCUGCGGAGGAUCGGCGGUCGCUGCUCGACGCACAACAUGAAGGUCGUCUUCAAGGUUUGCUGCAACGGCACCGGCAGCAACCGCGUCGACACACCGCUGCUGCCCGGGAACGCGCCGGCGCCCGAGGCGCCGCCGGCCACCGCCUCGCCCGACUGGAUGCCGGCGCCCACCACGCCCGCCAGCUCGGCGCGCCCCAGCACGCGCCAGUCGUACAAGGACCUCUACGACCUACACGACCUGCAUGUGCCCUCCAUCAACGUUAAGGCGGCCACCGAGAAAACAGAUGAAAAGGGCAAGAAGAAACAUCCGAACGACGAUAUUGCGAAAAACCAAGGACUCACUUCCCGAGCCUCGCGCGUCGUGAGACAUAGAGACUCGUACGCCUCGCUGGGCUACAGUAUAGCCAGCUUCCUAUUACUGAGGUUCAUCACGCGGUGAGCUGCCGCAGGACAAUAGCUCGUGUAAAUGUGUGUACAGCAGAGUGCGUGGGCUCGUGAUUGUGCCAUCUGUGAGCGAAAAAACAAGCUGCGAUGCGUGUGCGCCGCGCGUCGUGGCGCUGCUGUCGCUGUGGAGACGCCGGGAGAAGCUUUACAAUGUGAUGGAAGAUAUUUUACCGGUCAUAUCUGUUUGUGACGCUGAUCAAUGUGAUAGCCCUGCUGUGGCGGGCCAACCUUGUGUAAAACCUGUACAUAAGUCAUAGGAGUGUAGCAUCGCAUUUCAUUAUUUUACAUUGGCAGUCUGUGUCCUGAUUGCUUUCACUUCGAGCUAUCAGAUCUUUUAUGAGACGUACAUUAAACAAUCGAUGGUAGUUCCUUGAGCUCCUGGUUGACAUGCACACCGCGGGGGCAAAUGCCUAUAACGACAACUCCUAUCUUCCCUUAUAAGGGAGACCGAAAUUCCUGCCAGUACGCCAUAAGGGCGAGAUUACGAACGUGCACCAGACGUAUCAGCAUUGUCGCGGCGACAUGGGCCUGCCGUGGCUGUGGAGGCUGUUUUCGCCCCAUGUAUUCCCAUCCGCCUGCGCAGCUAUCCCCCGGUUCGCGGACGCUCGGUGCAGGGAAGUUGGGGCCCUGUCGACGGCCUCCUCCCGUGGUGGCACGCCAUGACCAUGAUCGUCUCUCUCCGUGUGGUUGACGACACGUUCCUGAUGGUUUAUUCGGAGCCGCAGACUGCUCUGGAAGUACCAGCCAUCCUAAUGCAUGGCCAAAUGCGAACUUACGUUUGAUUAUCAAAAUGUUACGUGCCAUAUGACAUUGUUCUUGUUACACCUGGCUUUGUCGAGCCCGACGCGCAUGUGUAUUUAAGUUCAUGUGCGCUGAUUUUAGUCGCGAACAGCUGACUGCUACCGAGCGGGGGUGCUCGAUGACGUCAUUGCGUUGACUGGAUUUGGUGGAACGCGACCGUAUACUAUGCUCUUACUUGGACGAUUUCGCAGUGCUUUUAUAUCUAUUUUGUACAUAAAUAAUAAAUGCUCGCCAUGAUAUGCA
This is a messenger RNA of Pollicipes pollicipes, 1907 nucleotides long. Its product is annotated as ephrin-A5b. Gene Ontology annotation, biological process: axon guidance; ephrin receptor signaling pathway. Gene Ontology annotation, molecular function: ephrin receptor binding. Gene Ontology annotation, cellular component: plasma membrane. Lineage: Eukaryota; Metazoa; Arthropoda; Thecostraca; Pollicipedomorpha; Pollicipedidae. The transcript has 6 exons. The record is from RefSeq and is a predicted model, not a curated record. The coding region runs from base 1 to 858 and encodes 285 amino acids.